GUUAUGCAUCCAUCUCUACAUCCACAUCUGCACGGACCGAAGUGCCAGGAAAUCAUUAUCCUUUUACACCAAUGCCAUAAUCAGCAUCCACUUGCCAAGUUUAUUGGGAAGUGUAACUACUUGACUCGAGCAUUGGACAGAUGCCUGCAAGAAGAAUAUCAAGAAAGGAGAAAGAAGAACUUUGAGGAAGCAAAGUUGAGACGGGAACGAUGGAAACAGGACGCUCGGAAGUAGCCACAUUCUGUAAACGUGUUCUUCAUUUAUCCUAGCAUUUAUUAGUACUUGAUUUUGAUACAACAAA
This is a messenger RNA of Corticium candelabrum, 301 nucleotides long. RefSeq names its product COX assembly mitochondrial protein 2 homolog. The transcript has 3 exons. The record is from RefSeq and is a predicted model, not a curated record. Gene Ontology annotation, cellular component: mitochondrion. NCBI's taxonomy places the organism in Eukaryota, Metazoa, Porifera, Homoscleromorpha, Homosclerophorida, Plakinidae. The coding region runs from base 4 to 234 and encodes 76 amino acids.